AUGCCCGCCGGCGCCGCCGCCGACUCGCUGAAGCCCAGCGCCUUCAUCCCGGUGUGCACGGCCGCCUGCCUCCUGGUCGGCUCCAGCUCCCUGUUCUUCGUCUUCACAUGCCCGUGGUUGGCUGUCGCCGUCAGCCCCGCUGUGCCGCCAUGCUGCGCCAUCCUCUUCCUCUUUGUGCUGGCCAACUUCACCAUGGCAACCUUCAUGGAUGCUGGUGUCCUCCCAAUGGCUAACGAGGACGAGGACAAGGACGACGAGUUCCGCGCUCCGCUGUACAAGAACGUGGACGUGAGGGGCGUCCAGGUGCGGAUGAAGUGGUGCGCCUCCUGCCACUUCUACAGACCUCCACGCUGCUCGCACUGCAGCGUCUGCGACCACUGUGUGGAGGACUUUGAUCAUCACUGUCCCUGGGUGAACAACUGCAUCGGGAGGCGCAACUACCGCUACUUCUUCCUGUUUCUGUUGUCGCUGACAGUUCACAUGAUCUGCAUCUUCACCUUCGGCCUCAUGUACGUCCUGCAACACAUGGAGGAGUUAUGGAAGCUGCACUGCACUGUCACUUUGGUCGUGAUCAGUAUAUCAGGUCUGUUUCUGAUCCCGGUCCUGGGUCUCUCCGGAUUCCACCUGUACCUGGUGUCCAGAGGACGCACCACAAACGAACAAGUAACUGGGAAGUUUCAAGGUGGAGUAAAUCCCUUCACCCGAGGCUGCUGUAACAACCUGGAGUAUAUGGUUUGCAGUCCUAUCUCUCCAAAGUACACAGCACGGCCUCGCAUGAAAACAGUCGUCCACGUUCAGCCUCCGUUCCUGAGGCCGGGGGUCAACAGGCAGAUGCCAGUGAAAGUCAGGGACAACGGGAUACACAGUCUCCAAAAUAAAAAAACCUCAGAAGAAGCUGUCGAGCUGUCCGACAUCCAGCCCCAAGCAUCAGGUCCACCACCGCUGCCCCCGAAACCAGAGCACGGCCUCCUGAAGAGCCAGCUAGCCGCCAUGGACGGACACCACACCAAAACCAUCAUUCCUGUAUCCAUUCCCACAAUCCCACAGCUCCGGCCAGUCCUGGAGGCCAUAUCCAGAGGAUCAUCUCCAAUUCCACCAGAGCAGCUGAUGAAGACAUCAGAGCAGCAGGAGAACAGCAGAAGUCCGGACCUCCGCUCUGCGUCCAGGGAAAGCCCUAGAAUCAGCCACAGGGGGGGCGUGGCUGUCCACACCAGCACCGCCUCCAGCUCGCUGCAGCUCAACUCGCUGACGCUCAACUCCCGCUCUCUCACUCUCAGGCACAGCAGCCGCCAUGGGGGCAAAUCCCAUCUACCUGACGGUUUGGGAUCCAACCCUCCGCUGGGCCUCAUCUCCUCCUCCAGCCUGCUGUCCGGCCACAGCAGCAGCAGCAACAGCAGCCUGUCCUAUGACAAUGUCAUCAGCCCUGCGGACCCUCAGUUCCUGGCUCAGAGAGCGGCUCCUCCAGUCGGCUACCACGCUCACUUCAUGACCCUGGGCGCAGACGGGACUGUGGUGCAGCGGCACUCUCCCCACGCCUACAGCCCCGUGUUUAUGGGCGUCAACAGACAGUCUCCUCAGCCCCGAGACCCCUCACCUUCUCUGCAGGGUCUCGCCUCACGGGACGCCUCGCCCUCCUUCCAGGGUUUCAUACAGAGAGACCCCUCCCCUGGUUUUCAAGGGCUGAUGCCAAGAGACCUUGCCUCCCAAAAAGUAUCAUCCCUCCGUGACCUCGGCCCACAGGGCAUGACACCUCAGAAGUCGGCUGCGCGCUACGACAGCUUCUCAAAAAGCAUGAUGGCGUCUAUCCACGAGAGGCGAGAGAUGGAUGAGAGAGACAGGAUGCUGCGCCUCCAAGCCAGAUCUCAGGCGCUCUACGGCCAGGACAUGGGGGUCUAUGACAUCCCCAGCAGGCGGAGUCUGCCACCAGAAAACAUCCGAGCUCCAGGCUCCCGGGGGCCGACUCCUCCCGCUUACGGCUCCAGGGAGUUCCUGAUGAGCACGGGCAUUCUUGGCUACGGCAUGAGGACCUCACCCCUCUCCAGCUCCUCCACGUCGUCUCUGACUCGAGGCCCCAAAACCUCCAGCUCUCCUCUGCAGAGCAGCAGCAGCAGCAGCCUGCAGAGCAAAGGCCGGUCGUCCUCUCCGGCCUACUGUCCCCCUGACAGACAGACGCAAGGCCUCCCCUCCUCGACCGCCACCCUGCCCCGUUUACCCUCCUCCUCCGCCACCUCCUCCUACGCCUCGUAUGCCACCGCGAAACGAUCCUCGCUCACGUACUCCUCGGAGGGGAAGGACUCGGUCACCCUGGGAGCCCUGAAAUAAUAAAAGAAACGCGUGAAUGAAUCAUCUAUGCAGUCUCAGUGUUCACAGCUCCAGAAUACUUUGUAAAUAAGAGGCCAAGUGAGACGUUACUGUGUGGGAGGGCGUGUGAGAAGCAAGUGCACGGUGAAGGAUAAACUUAGACUUGUAAGUUUGACCAAAUGUGAAACAUGGUGAAUCUCAGGAUAGUUGUGCCUCCUCUUACAAACAGAGCGAGCUCUAUAAACUCGGCAGCGGCAGAAGAGCUGUGCGGAGAAUACAGAUGAGCCUCAUCUGUUUGUAUGUGUUUUGAUAUCGCUUUUGUGAAAUAAUAUAAUACCGCUUUAUCAAAUUUGUCUCCUCCCCCCCAAAAACCUUAUUUAUUAGACUUUUGUAGUUGUUUAUAUGAAUAAACCUAUUUUGUAAUUUUCA
Molecule: messenger RNA, 2730 nt
Organism: Pleuronectes platessa (European plaice)
Lineage: Eukaryota; Metazoa; Chordata; Actinopteri; Pleuronectiformes; Pleuronectidae
Gene: zdhhc8a
Product: zinc finger DHHC-type palmitoyltransferase 8a
Exons: 11
Coding region: 1-2322 (773 amino acids)
Biological process (GO): protein palmitoylation
Molecular function (GO): palmitoyltransferase activity
Source: RefSeq, a predicted model, not a curated record